CUCCUCCAACAUGGCCGGCAUGGGGCUGGUGCAGGAGGGCAGAGUAAGUCUGUUCAGCUUUCUGCUGGGACUCUCGGUGAUUUUUUUGCCUUUGUUGACCAGCCGCUUCACAGAGCCCGAGCAGACCCUCCUAGCUACCACCCCGGGGAGGAUAUCGCUGGUGGUCUUCAUAGCGGCUCUCAAUGGAUUCCUGCUGCUCGUCUACCGGGCUCAGCUUUACCAGGUAGCAAUCAGAGGUGCCUUCUUAGGCUUUGCAUUUGGAUGUGGUGCACUCCUGAGUGUCACUCAGUCCCCAUGGAAACACUUUGGAUGGUAUGUUUGCUCCCUCUCGUUCUUCCAUUAUUCUGAAUAUUUGGUGACUGCUGCAAACAACCCGAAAAGUCUGUCGCUGGACUCCUAUCUACUCAAUCAUAGCGUUGAGUACACACUGGCUGCAGUUUCCUCUUGGCUUGAGUUUACUAUUGAGAGAAUGCUCUUUCCAGGUCUGAAGCAGAUAACAUGGCUGAGUGCUAUUGGAUUGAUAAUGGUGCUCAUUGGGGAAUUACUGCGGAAAUGUGCAAUGCUCACAGCCGGUUCCAAUUUCAACCACAUUGUACAGAAUGAGAAAUCCGAAUCCCACACUCUAGUAACAUCUGGGGUCUAUUCCUGGUUCAGACAUCCGUCUUAUGUCGGCUGGUUUUACUGGAGCAUUGGAACACAGAUUUUACUCUGCAACCCAGUCUGUUUAAUUGGCUACACGCUGGCAUCCUGGAGGUUUUUUCGCGAGAGGGUGGAGGAAGAAGAGUACUCUCUCAUCCACUUUUUUGGAGAACAGUAUUUGGAGUAUAAAAAAAAAGUUCCAACAGGCUUGCCUUUCAUAAAAGGUGUGAAAGUGGAGCCAUAACAGAGUGAAUACAGCAUGAGUCUUGUUUUUACACAUGAUCUUUCUCAUUUUGAAUUGAACCCAGCGCGUUUCGACUCAUGUGGGAACUGUGGGAAAAAUGCAGGAGCUGUCUUCUAAUUGUCCAUUACAUUGAACAGAUUAAGGGCUAAGAAGAUGCAAACCACACAAUAACAGCACAGAUACUACAAGAUUGUGAAUCUGCCACCAUGCAUACUGGCUCACUGAAGACUCCAUAUGUCCAAUACAUCGCAGUGUAAAAAUUGGAGGGUACAGUUAUAUCUUGAUACCUCCUAGUAGACACUGGAUUUGGAGUCCUUUUAGUUCAUUUUUCUAGAAGACCUUUUUCUAUUUAAUAAUUACAUCAAGAGUAUUGUAGUAGAGCAUAUAUCUAUUUCUAUAGUAUUUAUAUGCAUGUGUUAAAAAAAAAAAUAAUAAUAAUAAUUUCAAUGCUAAACAUAGCAGCUGUAGUUUAAAUCAAACUGGUUUGGUUAUUUUUAAAGUUGCAUGAAAUUGCAACAUUUGCCGUCUGACUCUUUGCCCAACUGAGUCCACCUACGUGUGACUGGCAUUCCUGGGGUAUAGAGCCUCUGUAAUGUGGAUUUCUAGAAGUGCUUCUUGAUUCAUUAGAUUGUAUUGUACCAUCACAGGGACACUGGAGCGUUACAUUUAGUAAGGUCCUUAGGCAGCAUGAUUAAAACUUAUAUUUGGCGUACAGUUAGUACUAGAGUAAUUCAAAAUAAUCCUCAAAGGAAAUGAGGGG
Pelobates fuscus (common spadefoot toad) is the source of this 1643-nucleotide messenger RNA. It is a transcript of the gene ICMT, whose product is annotated as isoprenylcysteine carboxyl methyltransferase. NCBI's taxonomy places the organism in Eukaryota, Metazoa, Chordata, Amphibia, Anura, Pelobatidae. The coding region runs from base 11 to 883 and encodes 290 amino acids. The record is from RefSeq and is a predicted model, not a curated record. The transcript has 5 exons. Gene Ontology annotation, biological process: C-terminal protein methylation. Gene Ontology annotation, cellular component: endoplasmic reticulum; membrane. Gene Ontology annotation, molecular function: protein C-terminal S-isoprenylcysteine carboxyl O-methyltransferase activity.